CUUUAUUUAAAUUUCCCGGGGUUAAUAAUUUCCAUGACGCUUCGUAUAGUGUCUCAAGAUUCGACCAAUCGAAUUCCUCAGUACAACACGUCAAACUUUGAUAGAUCGUUCUCUCUGAUUGGCCAAUCUACCUGGGACGGGAGAAAAGUUUGCGAUCAACAAGUGUUUUCGAAGUGUCUUCCACAUUUUUAGCAGUGAGGCUGUCUCCCAGUUGUCUCAGGCUGAAUAUACCCCACCUACAAUCACUCGGGGAACAAUAGAAACCUUAAAGAUAGACAAAAGAAACUUACUCAUGGAAAAUAGAAACUUUUUAUAGAAAGUUUUGACAACUUCAUCUCAAAUGAUUGAACUUUCAUCCAAACGAUAGAAACCCUAUAUAUGGACAUAUAAGAAGCUGCUGUCUUAGUAGAUAUAAACAGCAUAGGAAAAGUUAAUAUAUUGGAAACAUAACAUUGCACUUAACAUUGAGUUCAGCCCAUAUAUUCUCAUUUUCACUACCAGCAUGUGAGAAAAAGUUAUUAAAUCAAAUAGAGCUGGUCUAGUUAAUCCAUACACGGAUACAUAUGCAUAUGUACAUACGAGUAUAUAGUGAAAUGUCCACAGUUUUGGACUUGUGCCUUAGGAUCUUUGGAUUAACAUUUAUUUGAAGUAUGUCAUCUUUCAAAAGCCAUGUAUAUGUAAUGUAACCUACAUACUUACAUACAUAAAGUAAAGAAGUGUUAUAGGAUGAACAUACAGCCUUCAAUAUAUGAUGUGAAAUGCAUAUGUAGAAAUUCAGGAUUAAGUGAUUGGAUGUUUUGAUGUCAAGCGGUAUCUAUAGCAAUAAUACAAUUUGCAAAAAAGUCUUCCUGUUUUGUAUCGUGCCUCCCGGAACACCUGUCUUCCAGAUAGUGAAAUACUCCUUGGACCAGCAUUAUUUUACCAAUUUAUACAACCAACGCAAAUCUUAUGCAACACUACAACUGGAGAUGUGUGUACUCUAAAUGAGUCAUGAAUACAAGAUAUAAUUAAUAAACAAAAAGACGUAAAAUGACAAAAUAUAAACGUGGUGGUUUACCUACCGAUAGCAAAAUGGCAGAACUUGUAAAAAUCGAUGUGAAUCAUUUGACUGAGUCGGAGCGUGACCAGAUCAUGGCGGUUCUGAAGAGAGAUGACGAUCUAAGAAAGGCAAAUGAGAAAAAUAUCAGUAAACUCAAAGCUGAAAUCAAACUAAUUCGAAUAAAGGGGGCAGUCAAGGCAGAUCAAAAUGCUGAGAAGACAUGCUCAAGGUGCCGUACAGAGCUUGGUUUCUUUUUCAAUUCUGGUGAAAUGUGUCCAAAGUGCCACAGUAAAGUUUGUAAACUAUGCAAGGUGGUCGCCAAAGAUGGCAAGUGGCUAUGCACUCUCUGUUUCAAGCAAAUGGAACUUCAAUAUGCAUCAGGUGAAUGGUUCUACAAGAAUCUCCAAGAGAAAACUCAAAACAACAUAAAUCUCUCAGGUACAGAACUCGUCAGAGAAUCCAUCAGGAGGAAGCCACAGCGAAAUGGCCAAGCAGGGAGAAAUGUAGCAGAAGAUAUCAAACGUGCAAUUACAAACAAUAAUGCUGUCAAGUCGUUCCAUUCAGAUGAUGGGGAAUCUAGUGAUGCUAGCAUUCACCGUGUUGGUGCUCCUAAGGACUCUGAUAUGAGACGUCUGACUGACUUAAUACGUCUGCGAGGAAGUAGUCCUGAGGAGGAUGGUGGCCAUGUUGAGGUCAGAAAAGCACGAUCGCGCCAUUAUGAUAGCGAUAGUGACUCUAGCUCAUCAGGAGAUAGUAGAUCGGCAUCACCUGUACGCUCACUUACUGAUAAACCCAAAGUCAGACCCACAUCUGAACCCCUCGUUGCUGCUGCUGUUGUUGCUAAUGGUGCCCACCAUCUUGGAGAAAGUUCAUCUUCCCAGGAUGACAAUGUUGCUCUGGACCAAGGUAAGCUAGCCUUGGCGCUUACAGCUGACCCAAACACUGCUUUGCAAAAUGAUUUUAUGGCAGCCCAAACUGAGCAACAGUCUUCUCUUAGUGCCCACCCCCAUUCUAAAUCAGGAACUCUUAGUUUGACUAAUGAUGAUGAAUCUUUGUAUACUGUUGAGGAAAUAUCCAAGGUCACGUUUGAGAGAGUAUCUAUGAAAAAAAGGAAAGAAAAACAAAACUCAUUGGAACUUUCAGAUGAAGGUGCCCAGAACGAGCCACACCUUGAUACAGUCCCCGGAGAUGUGAUCUUUUGUCGACCUGGAGAAUCCAUCACAGAGAGCAGGGCCUCCAAUAAGGGUGGGGCGCCUGGUGGGAGAAGGGGGGUCACUUAUGAUACUAACAUUCCUGAUUCUUUUAACACUACAGAUGAUAGACCUGUUAGUUACAAUGAACUGUUUGACCUUGGCACUCAAGAUCUUGUAGAUGAAGCAAAUGCCAAUGUUAAUAAGCCUCCAAUACAUAGCUCUAUAGAGAGUAGUGUCCUAGCUAAUCCUGCACAUAGUAAUGCACAUGUUUCAAAUGCACCUGACAUAUUUGAGCCCUCAUAUAAUAGUAGAUCAUCAUCUAGGCUCACAAAUAGUGAUCUAAAUCUUAUGGCACCAAAACAAUCAACCAAAAGACUAAAGAGUCAACAGCAGUAUAAAACAUCUCCCCCAAAACCUAGCUCUUUCCAAAUUAAAAAUCCAUUUGAUACUGAAACAGAAAAUGCCAUGCUAGACCAUUCUAUUGAUUAUGAUAUGCCUAAUCAACAAUCUACCUCUGAAAUAAGCCAAACUCAGAUCAUUGUGGUUGACAAGUCAAGUGUUAGGCACAACCAAGUGCAAUAUAGUGAUAGUAUAGAUGGUGCCUACAUUGAGGCAGAUGGUGACAGUCAGGAUUAUGUAAUAAUUGAUUCGCUAGAGUCCCCAACAUUGAAAUGCAGCCCUACAGUUGCAUCUGAUGAGGAUGAUGAAUUCAACAGCUUAGUAGUUGAUAACCUUAUAUCUGCUGGUGCUCAGAAGGACCCAGAAUCAGGGGCAUUUGUUAUAUCAGUAGAAAAUGAUAUCAAUAUGGACAAUAAUGAUAAUGAUGACAUACAUAGUGAUACAAGUGCUGACAUUACUAAGGAUCCUAAAUUGGAUAAUUGGGAUAUGAUUUCUGUGAGUAAAUCUGAUAAAGACUUUAGUAGUGACAGUGAUCAUUCAAUUCAAGAGAUUGAGGAGGACCCAACAUAUUCAGAUGUUAAUGUUCAAAGACCCAAUCCAAUACAAGAAGAAUCAGAAGAUGCUAACCCUGUGGAAUCUAUGAGCAAUUCUGAUGAUGCAAACUCACAUAUUAAUAAGUCAGACACAGAGUUGGUUGAAGUACAGAUCGAAGAAGUAGAUUAUAAAUAUAAUGACACAUAUGUUGUAGAGGAUAGACCUCAUAGUCUAGAUAAGUUAGAACCAGCAGAUAGUACAAUAGAAGACCAUGCAACUGAUAAUAACACUAUUGGAAUUGAAAAGCAAGAAAAUAAAGAUAAUAUGAUUCAAUCUAUGAGCAACCUCGAUGAUACAAACUCAGAUAUUAACAAGCCAGACACAGAGUUGAUCGACACAUAUGUUGUAGAGGAUAGACCUCAUAGUCUCGAUAAGUUAGAACCAGCAGACAUUGCAACAAUAGAAGACCAUGCAACUGAUAACACCACCAUUGGAAUUGAUAAGACAGAAAAUGAAAAUAAAAUAAUUCAGCCUGAAUUGGCAGAAGCAAUCAACAAAAAUCCAUUUAGGGUUAAUGAAUAUGCCCCAUUGUUAAAAUCCAAUAGGGUGUUUGAAAGUGAGAAUGAUGAUAUUAUGGCAUCUACAAAUAAGGACAAUCAGGUCGCCUCUGAACAAAACAAAAAUCAGCCACAACAGGAAACUAUUAAAGCAAAGCAGACAGAAAUCACUUAUGGUCACCAGAAGACUGUUAUUAAGGCACAUGUCACAGCAAUGAAUGAAAACACAUCCCCACAUUUAAUUAAAGCAAAUGUGACAAAGAUUACACAAGAGCCAUCACUGACUGUAAUCAAAGCUCAUAUCACUGAAUCAACCGAUGAAGAUAACACAGAUUUAAAACAGAAAUGUGAUAAUGACAUUGAGUUAGACUUGAAUGCCAAUGUUGCUGUAAGUGGUGAUAGAUUUAAUCAAGUUAACACCAGAAAGGAUGCUAUGGAAUUAGAUGUAACACGAGGAAAUGUUGAUGAUACCCCUAGCAUUAUAUUAAAUGGCAAUGAUACACUGGAAGAGGAAGAAGAUUCAGAUGAUGAUGACUUCACUACAACUGAAUUUAAACUUGAACUCCUUCGAGCUUCCCUCAAACCAUUAGAACAACACAAGUUGAGCCCAGAAAGUGAUGAGGAAACUACUGAAAAGAAAAGAGUUAACCUGUAUGAUGACAUACAGCGUGCAAUACGACAUCAUUAUGUUGACCCAGAACAUGAUUAUGAUGCCUCAACAUCCCAUUUAGAAAAGGUGAAAUACAAAACUUCUAGUCCAGAAUAUAAAAGAGUUGAGUGCAGAGAUGAUUUCUUAGAUGAAGAACCAGCGAUUGAUUUGGAAAAUCCAAUUCACUUUGAAAAAAUGAGUAAAGAAGAACUCAACAAUUUCAUCAUCAAUGAUAUGUUUGAAGAUAAUGCAUCAGAUAUUCUUCCUGCAAUUCCUGAGGAGAAUGGUGAAGAUUCAGAGGAUGAGGAACAUGUAUCUCAAGUUAUGGAGUUUGCUUAUGGCCAACAAGCAGACAGCUGGUUAGUGACUAAUGUACCAACCGCAGAAGACAAAUCAUCACCAACAAAGCCCCCUAGAAUGUCAACUUCAAAGAAAGCUUCUCCAAUCAGUGGUAUAUUGAAACUGAUAACUGGUAAAGACAAAAAUAAGCCAGAAAAAGAUGACAAAUCAGAUCAACCUGAUAGAAAAGCCCUUACUCUUGAUAUAUCCAAAUCCUCACAGAACAAUACUUUGUCCCCUAUUAUUGAAAGCCCAGUUGUUAAAGAUACCAUACAUGAUCAUGAUGAGCCUAAAGAAUCAAAAUCUGUAGCUGAUCGAUUGUUGUCACUUUUUACCCCAGAAACAUCCAUGCCUCCUGAUUUGUCUCCCAUUAUUGAAAGUCCAUCAAUGAUUGGUCCAAAUCAAGAUGACUCAGAAAUUGACCUUUACCCAAAAUUUGUUCCUCCACCCAAAUCUGAACCUCAACCAAAUGCAACAAUUAUUGAAAUAGGAAAUGGAGACAGUGUGUGUGUUAGUCCUGGAACAGUUUUUAUCCCUACUUUUGCUCAAGAAUUUGAUGGCUCAGAUAGCAGCCUUACCAGUGCUCAGCAUGUAAUACCAGCCAUUGAUGAGUCAAAUAUUCUUUUAAAUGAGCCAAAAGUGUCUAGUGAUGAAAAAGAGGAUGAUGAUGAAAUAGAUGUUAUACAGAAUAAAAUUGAGUCUCUACCAAAUAUAAUUUCAUUAGAAUAUGAAGGACCUAUUAGAAUUGGUGGUGGGGUGAUAGAAGAGCCAACUACUAUCAGUGAUGUACAUGCUGAAAAUUCCAAUGAUUAUCAAGAUGAUGACAAUGAAGAUGUUAUAGAAACUACCCCUAGAGUGAACAUGGAUCCUGAACAGCGAAUUCCUGAAUUUGAAGAUAACUCAUUGUCAUUGGAUUUCAGUGAUGAUGCUUCAAGUCUUUAUUCAAUUCAUUUAGAGGAGAUCACAAAUCUGAGUACAGCUUUAGCAGCAGAUAUGAUAAAUGAAACUGAUAUUAAUCCGACCAGUCAACUAAGAAUAGAUGACCCAAAUAACCCCAUGUGGCAUAAUUCUGUAAAAUAUGACAAUGUCCAAGAGCAAUUGCCUGGUGAAUAUAAAAAAGAUCUAAUAGCUUCAGGAACUUCAACAGUUACUUGUAUUGAUGCCCCUAUUGAUAUUGAAGAAGAAACAAGAAAUGUAGAGCAUGGAAUUGUGAAGCAUGAAGUUGUGAAGACAGAAGAAUCAACAAUUAUAGAAACUGACAUUUCCCAAGUAGCUAUAGUAACUGAAACUGAAGACCAAACAAUUGAAGAAAUGAAUGCAUCUGGCGAAACAUAUGUGAAUAACGAUAUCACAACAGAACAGGAGACAAUCCUGCAUGAGGGUACUACACUUAUUGAUUGCAGACCAUAUGAGAAUGUUUCAGAAAGUGAAAGUGAGAGUGACCUUUCUGAUAUAAUGGAGUAUAACAUAAGCUUACAGAGCACCCAGAGUGUAGAUACAUCUGAUAUCAUUGCUACAGAUAAAACAACCGUUGUUACAAGUCAGGUCAUAAAAAGAGAUGUUGUAAAUGAUACAACUGUUAUAUCAUCCACUGAGAAAAUGAUAACCCCCAUUACUGUAGAACCUAUUCCAGUAAAGAGCAUUGAAUCUGAAAAUGAUAUAUCUGUUCAACCAACUACAGUUUCUCCAACAUCUCAUUUUGAAGUUAUUGAAGAUAAUGAAGCACCCAAUGGAGAACAAACAUUAGCAACACAUAUGGAUGUUGCUGAAGACAUUGAAACAUCUCUGUCUUUUAUUAAAACUGAAUAUGAAGUUCCAGCUUUUGAACCCAUUGAAACUGAUACUGAGUCUUUAGAUGAUGAACUAAAUGCAAUGGUGGCAAGAAAUUCAUUUACUGGUGAUGAUGAUAAUAUACUGCCUACAUCUAUAGAUGAGAUUAUGAAGCAAGAGUUUGAAAAUAAGGACAACACAGAAAAUAUACCUCCACAAGUCCCAGUUGAAUCUAUUGUUCAACUACAGCAUAUGGAUGUUGCUUCAGAAUUCAAAUUGAGUACUCAGGCAAAGACGGGCAAGCCAGAAGAGUCCACUCAAGCACAGCAUGAGAACAUUGCUCCAGAAAUCAAGAUUGAACCACUGAAAGAGCUCAAUAUGAAAGAAGAUGAAACUUCCAAGGAUAAUGUUUCAGAGGAAGUAGAUCUAAGAGUACAUGAGAUCUCUCAAGAUAUCAUAAUUAAAGCUCAGCAAGAAGCAGUAUUUGAAUAUAUGAAGAAACAUGAAGUCUUAUUUCAUGAUGAACCAACAGAUAAUAUCAUGAGAAUAAAUGGGAAUGAUGACAUCCAUGAUGGGAAAUCCACUCCCAAUGUUUUAUCUGAUAUUCCUACUGAUGGUAUUGAUACAAAUGCUCCGGAAAUCAAACUUAGUACACAGACAUAUUGUGAGGACAAUAUUCCUGAAAUCAAGACAGAUCCACUAGUAGAAUUUUUAAUUCGAGCUCAAAAUGAAGUUGUUGUCCCAGAAAUCAAGACAAAUCCACCUGAAGAAUUUGUUGUUCAACCCCUUCAUGAAGACAUUGCUCCAGAAAUCAAGACAGAUCCACCAGUAGAAUUUGUUAUUCAAGCUCAAAAGGAGUAUAUCAUUUCAGAAAUCAAGUCAGACACACAGGAAGAGUCUAUUAAUCAAGCACAACAUAAAUACAUCGAUCUAGAUAUCAAAAUUGAACAACCAGUAGAUUUAAGCUUGAAGGAAGAUGAAACUCCAAAGAAUAUCAUUCCAAAAGAAACAGAUCUGAGAGUCAAUGAAAUCUCCCAAGAUAUCAUGAUUAAAGCUCAACAAGAAGCAGUGUUUGAAUAUAUGAAGAAACAUGAAGCAUUAUUUCAAGAUGAACCAACAGAUACCAUCAUGACAAUGAACGCGAAUGAUGAGCUCUAUGAUGGGAAAUCCACUCCUAGUGUUUUAUCUAAUAUUCCUACUGAUGGUAUUGAUACAAAUGCUCAAGAAAUCAAACUUAGUACACAGAUAUAUUGUGAGGACAGUGCUCCAAAAAUCAAGACAGAUCUACCAGAGGAAAUUGUUAUUCAAUCUAUAAGCAAAGACAUUGUCCAAGAAAUCAAAACAGAUCUACCAGAAGAAAUUGUUAUUCAAUCAAACAAAGACAUUGUCCCAGAAAUCAAAACAGAUCUACCAGAAGAAUUUGUUAAUCAAGUUCAAAAGGAGGAUAUGGUUUCAGAAAUCAAGACAGACACACAUGUAGAGUCUAUUGUAGAGUUAAGCUUGAAAGAAGAUGAAAUUCCAAAGAAUAUUAUUUCGGAGGAAGCGGAUCUGAGAGUCAAUGAAAUCUCCAAUGAUGUCAUGAUUAAAGCUCAGCAUGAAGCAGUGUUUGAAGAUAUGAAGAACCAUAAAGUUGAACCAGCAGAUAAUAUCACAAGAAUAGGCAUGAAUGUUGACAGCUAUGAUAGCGAAUCCGCAACCACAUCCAAUGCGUUAUCUGAUAUUUCUACUGGUAUAAUUGAUAAGAAUAUUGGUGAACCUGAAGAAUAUGUGCCUAACACACCUGUUCAAAAGUCAAUAUCAAAUGCCUCAACUGUAUCAGUAUCCAGCACAUUAGUGAAAACAUCAUCUAGUGCAUCAUCAAACAACUCUGAGGAUGUAAAGAAAAAGAAGAAGUCUAAAUUCAAUAUUUUCUCAACUAAGGAUUCAGAAACUAGACCAACAUCUACCUCUCUUGUGAAAUCACCAUCAAGUGCUUCAUCAAAUAUGGAAGAUGAUCUGGAUUCAUCAGAAACUGAUAAGAAAAAAUCUAGGUUCGGUUUCUUAAGAUUACCAAAGCGGAAGAAAAAAGAUAAGUCAAAACAGGAGAACAAAAAUAAAUCCUCUGCGUCAUCUAUGGAUUUGUCACCUAGUUACGUAGAAUAUGGCGAUGACUCAAGAGAAGCAGCCAUUGAUGUUUCUUUUAAGGAUGAAGACAGUCGAAAUGAUGAGUUGGUUACCCCAGUUGAGAAAACCAGUACCCCAACAACAAUAAUUCCAGAACCAGAGAUUGUUAUUCAAGCAGUAGAGGGUGGAGAAAAGAAACUUGAUGACUCUUCUGAGACUAUUAGUAAUACACUUACUGCACAUGAAGUUGCUGUUAAAUCCAUUCUGCAUAAUAAAGAUGAAUCAUCACCAAGGCUUGACAGAAAGUCCAAAUUUAAACAUGCUGUUUUGCCUAUGGAAGAAUCACCACCAAAACAAUCUGAUUUACAAUGGUAUGCAUAUAGCAUCAACCUUAACCCAGAGGACAAACCAGAAGAUAUCUCGCCUUUAGGACAUGGGUCACCUAUCGGGAUAAGGAAAGAUAGUUUUGAAGAAGCAAAACUGAAAGAUAUUGGGGAUUUAGAAGGGAUGUCUGAAAUCAGGAAACCAUUAAAUGAUGUUGGAUCUGACUCUAGUAACAACUCAGAACUUGAACGUAUUGAACUUGAAAAGGAUCAAGAAAGUUUUGUUGAAGAAAUCAACAAGGCCUUAUACAAUCCAAUUAUCAAUCAACUAGGGGAACCUAAUAUGCCAAAUGUAAAAGCUGAACCAGUACAAUUAACAAAUGGAACUGAAGACGUUGAUAUACCAUAUAUUACAUCAAAUGAUGUAGAGAUUCUGGAAAGUACACCAGCAAGUACUGUUCUUGUAAAUACCAGCAAUAGAGAUGUCUCAUCACCUAAAAGUCCAUUAAUGAGUAGUCCAAGAAGACAUUCUAUAGAAAGUAACAGCUCAGAAAACAGUUGCACCCCCACUAGACCUAGAAGGGCACCUCGACGUAAGCACAAAUCAAGAGUUCCGUCAGUAGAUCGUGAAAGAAAAAUUUCAAUAGAAGAUAUAAGAAAAGAUGUAGAUUAUCUAGAGAAAAAAGAAAAUUUCGAAGAAAUCAAUGCAGAAAUACAGGUGCCUAGUAGAAAACCAUCAGAUGAAAUAAGUAUGACUAUAUCUCAAGAUAAUAAAGAAUCCAGGGAUGAUAUUCCCGAAGUGACUGAAGAGAGUGACCAGUCUGGAGAAGAACCACGAGAACAGAACACCAAAUCUAAUGCUUUGGACUUUGAACCCAAGGUUGAAUCUGACAUACCACAUCAAAACCAAGACAGAUCAAGACAUGUUGAACAUGUCAAUGUUCGGAAACAGUCUCCUGUAGUUGUUGAAUUUCUUGAGGAUGAUGAAGAAGAUGACAUUUUAGUUGGACAGAAUUAUGAAGGGGCUUAUCCAGGAGAUACAGGGGUUUACAGAGCUAGCAGCUUUGAAAAUCUCUACCAUGGAAGAUCAGUUAGCCAAAGAACAUUCAUGAAAGACCAAUUAGAUUUUUAUGAUUCUGAUGAAUUUACACUUGAUGACAAACAUUCAGUAAGUCAUGAAGAUAACAAACAAGAAAUAAAAGAUGAAGCUCAAGAUGAUUUGAAUGGAGUUUUGAGCAAGUCUGAUGCUAUUUGUCUAUCUAAUGCUUCUCCUCAGGAAGAAUCUGUUGCUCACAUGAGUACUCUUGAUAAGGAUGGUAUUAAUACUGCUGGGGCUACUUUGCCCAAUUUACAAAAUAAGCCUGAUCUUGACUUGUCACCAUACAUUGAAUAUGAUCCACCUUUGAACCUAAAUCUUGACACACCUAACAAACAAUCUAUAGUCCCUUUUAUUAGUGAAAUUCAAUCAUCUGAUAACAGUGUACCUUCUGACAAUAUCCCUACUAACACUCUUGAAUCUAACAAACUCCCUGUAUCUAAUAGGGAAGAUCCAAAGCAUGCUGUUGAUGUAUCUACAUCUGAUGUAGGAACUAUCCCCUCUGAUAAAGAUUCUGCUUUAUGUAGGGAUAUUGAUGUUGACCAUCAGCUUCAGUCUCAGCUUGAGUCUAGUGUAUCUUCAAAUGUAGAUUCAGUGAAUGCUUUGGGAAGGGACUAUUCUAUGUCUAACAACUCUGUGAUUUCAGCCACUGGUGAUUCUUCAUCUCUCGCUCACUCUACAAAAACUAACACUCCACCCCUCCGAGUUCCCACCCACAACAAUGCAGUAGCUAAAUCAGAUAAUGAACUUAAUGUCCAAGUUGAGAAAGUUCAUGUUGAGAAUCACUUCUAUGACAGUGAAACGAGUGAAACUACAGCCUCAGAAGAAUUUGAGGUUCUUUCAAUGGCCGAAGAAGAUCAAAAUAAUAUUAAUUAUGAUGGUGAACAUAUAUUUGGUCAUAGUGGAAACCUUUACCAAGCUGUGAGAGUAGAUGAUGAAUAUGACUUAGAUAUAGAUCAAGGUAUUGGUGAUGAUGAAGAUGAUAUGGAAUUAGAAUCUAAGAAGAAGAAUAUUCCUGAUAUAGUCAUUGAGCCUCCUACGCCAUAUCACAAGAGAAAUACAAAAUCAAAUGAUUCCAAAUCCCCAGUUGAUGAAGUUGUUAAUCCUGACAAUAUCAGUAAGAAAAAUGGCCAUGACAUCAUUACUGAAUCUUCUAGCAAUCUUGAGUUUGAAACCACUGAGAUAACAACUUCAGACAGAGAAACCUUGGCAAAACACCUUGAUGAACUGAAUGCUGAUGAUGUUGAUGAUGGCAUCGAAAAUCAACAUGGUAGCUAUGAUGAUAUUAACCUUGAUACACUGUUGUCUGUUGAUGGUUAUGAAGACUUGUCUGAUGAUAUUUCUGAGCUAGGAGAUGAUAUUGAUGAUGAUGAUAUAUCCAUGUUAGAAGAAAGCAAUACUGAUGUUGAUGUUUCUUUUAUUAAAUCAAAAGUUCUUAAUGAUGUUCCAAUGUCAAAUGGUCACAUAGCUAAGAUUGAAAAUGAUAUUGAUGACAAUGUGGACCAGUCUCCAUCUUCUACUACAAAUGAGGAUAAAGCUCAUACAAAUGACAAUAGUAACGCUGAUGUAUCAGAUGUUGAAAAUGAAGUUAAAAGCACAAACAGAAAUUUUGAAAAUGAAAAUGAAUUAGAAUUGAAACCACUUCCACCGAAAAGAAAAAGGUCUAAAGGAAAGCAAGUCAUGGUUGAUGGGCCAUCUUUGGAAAAAGAUGUGCCUGUUGCUCCAUUGCGAAGGAGAAAUAACACUUCUACUAAAUCUGAGGAGCAAGGCCAAGAGAAUCCGUCUGAUGCCAACCAUGACACACCACAUGUGAAUGGAGUAAAGUCUAAAGCAGACGAAGCAGUGCCUUCCAUUAAAGUGACCGAGCAUACAACAGAGGAUGAGGUAGAUUUAACAGAAAAGGAGUUUGAAGAGCUGGCCGAUGAUUUCCCGGAAGAUGAAAAUAUUGACGAGUUGUUUAUGUCUCAUAAGUCUGUUGGUAAUUUACAGAGCAGUAAUCUCACAAGCAGUCAAGAGAGCAUUAUGAGCAUAUACAGUGAAGCAGGGGAAGGCUAUUAUGGCAUACCAGUCGAAGGGGACAUACAGUUUGCCAUAGAUUUCAACUAUAAAACAGAUGUAUUAACCGUCAAUAUCAGACAAUGCAAGCAUUUAGCAGCUGUGGAUCCAAAAAGGAAUAGAUCUGAUCCGUAUGUAAAGGUUUACCUGCUCCCAGAUAGGACCAAGGGUGGCAAAAGAAAAACAAGAGUAAAGAAACACACACUGAGUCCAACAUUCAAUGAGAGCUUAAAGUACCAUAUCACUAAAAGUGAGUUAGAGACGAGAAUUCUUCUGGUGUCUGUGUGGCAUAAUGAUUCAUUUGGCCGCAACGCAUUCCUGGGUGAGGUUUCCAUACCUUUGGAAGAUAGGAGCUUUGACUACAAUGUUCCGGAAUGGUACAAACUUCAAGAAAGGGAUAAGAGUCAAGCUCAAUUACUAAGUUACAAAGGUGAUUUCUUCAUUGAUUUGAAGUACAUCACAGGCGACAAAGUCGAAGCUAAAGAAUCUCCAACUAAAAAGAAAAGCAAGAAGCCAGCGCCACCUGUACACAGUCGUGGUGAACUACAUGUCAUUGUGAAAUCCGCAAUUAAUCUAACUGCAAUAAAAUCGGCUGGGUAUUCAGACCCUUUCUGCAAAGGAUAUCUUCUCCCAGACAAGUCCAAAAAAGCGAAAAUGAAGACUCCCGUUGUUAAGAAAAAUUGUAACCCAGUCUGGAACCACACAUUUGUAUUUGAAGAUGUACCAUUGGCAGACUUAAAGGAACGAUCCCUUGAGUUAACAAUAUGGGAUUAUGAUAGACUGUCCAGUAAUGACUUCCUGGGUGGGGUUCGACUCAACUUGGGAACAGGUGAGAGCAAUGGGAAAGAAGUUGAAUGGAUGGAUGCUAGGGGCGAUGAAGUAUCUCUAUGGCAACGAAUGCUUUCUAGUAAAAACCAAGUGAUCACUGGCAGCCUUCCACUGAGACCUAAUAUGGACUAUAUUAAAAUGAAACCAUCAUGAACCUUAUAAGGAGCCAUGAGCCAUAUAAGGAGUUUAAAUAUCAUUUACCUUAUAUGGAAUUUAUAUAUGACAAUGUAACAAUCAUAUCAUCAUGAAUAUUUUGUGUCUUACAUGCUAACAUUGUGAAGUACUUUAACACCUUGAUUUGAUCUUCAUUCAAAUAUUAUAAAACCCAAUGACUUAAUUUUAAGAUCAGGAAACUAAUAUAUGAAUCAUAUAUCAUAUGAGAAUCAGUGGUCUUCAUGAAAAAUAUAAAAUGAACUAAGUGUGAUACUAUAGUACAACUGAACCCUUCAGUCUACAUCAAUAUUUUUAAAUAUAAAACCCACCACAAGGUAGCCUUUAUUGAAGACAAACUAGGUCU
Molecule: messenger RNA, 13402 nt
Organism: Owenia fusiformis
Lineage: Eukaryota; Metazoa; Annelida; Polychaeta; Sabellida; Oweniidae
Source: the annotation of a GenBank genome assembly